AUGGCGUCGUCAUCACGGCCAUGUGUCGUCAAUCAGUGUAAGCGACCAUCUCGAGCUUUGUGUAAUUGCUGCCAACAGUAUUUUUGCCGUGAACAUUUAAAAGAACAUGAUGAUUUAAUGAAUGCUCAAUUACCAUCUUUAGCCGACCAAAUUAAUGAACUUUCAGAUCAAUUUAAUAAUGGUGCUUUACUAGAACCGACUGGUCUUACAGGUCUCAAACAAUGGCGUGAGGAAGCUCAUAAAACAGUUGAUCAAUUCUAUGAGAGAAAAUCUCGACAAUUUGAACAAUUUAUUCAAGAAAGAAAAGACAAACAAAGAAAAAACCUUAAUCAAAUGCGAAUUAAUAUGAACGAAUUAAUUCAAGAACAAGAAACAACACAAGAACAGAUAAAUUCAAUGAAAGAAUCUAUUCAAUUUCUUGAACAAGAUAUCCACAACCUUCAACAAGUUCAGUUCAAUAUUAGUCCAUUGGUAAUUAAUGACAAUCUCAUUUACAUUCCUCAAGAGAUAAUGUCACAAGAUCGGCUGUUCAUAGCAUCUUCACGUCAUACAAAGCAAUCAACAUCAGACAAAAUAUCGAACAACGAUAAUCAUAUAUCAACACAGCAAAAACGUAAUCUAGGCUUUGGAGGUAAGCAAAAUACUGGUUUUUUUUCAAACCAAUCUUUUGUUUUAGGUACAAUGCCGAAUUGUAUACUACUUUUUUCAUAA
Rotaria sp. Silwood1 is the source of this 711-nucleotide messenger RNA. NCBI's taxonomy places the organism in Eukaryota, Metazoa, Rotifera, Eurotatoria, Philodinida, Philodinidae. The record is from the annotation of a GenBank genome assembly.